CCAUAUCCGAGGCUUUGUUCAUCGAGAGCAACUGCUACAAAAAGCCGAGGAGCGGACUUCGCGUUUCCAUCCGUCUCCAUCACUCCCUCUCGUCUCCUCCUCUGCUCUCCUCUCGUGGUUCCAAAGGAAGGCUUUUUAUCGUGCAGGCUUCGUGUUCUCUGCUUCUCUGUGAUUUGAACGAUGGGCGAAGCCGGUACGAUUGCAAAGGACAUCACUGAAUUAAUUGGUAGAACUCCUUUGGUCUACCUCAACAAUGUCACCACUGGCUGCGUGGCUCAUGUUGCUGCCAAGUUGGAGGGCAUGGAGCCCUGCUCCAGUGUCAAGGACAGGAUUGGGUACAGUAUGAUUGCUGAUGCCGAGGAGAGAGGGCUUAUCCAACCUGGGAAGAGCGUCCUGAUUGAACCUACUAGUGGCAACACUGGAAUAGGGCUGGCCUUCAUAGCUGCUGCAAAGGGUUACAAGCUUGCGAUAACAAUGCCGGCCUCGAUGAGCCUCGAAAGGAGGACCAUUCUUAAAGCUUUUGGUGCUGAAUUAUUCCUGACUGAUCCUAGUUUGGGUGUGAAAGGAGCUGUUAAGAAGGCAGAAGAGUUGGCUGCAAAAACACCAAAUUCAUAUAUCCUUCAACAAUUUGAAAAUCCAGCAAAUCCAAAGAUUCAUUAUGAGACAACUGGACCUGAGAUAUGGAAAGGAACAGGUGGUAAAGUUGAUGCUCUGGUGUCUGGUAUUGGAACUGGGGGUACAAUUACUGGAGCAGGGAGAUAUCUGAAAGAGCAAAAUCCAGACAUCAAGUUGUAUGGAGUGGAGCCAGUUGAAAGUGCUGUGUUAUCUGGAGGGAAACCUGGACCACAUAAAAUUCAGGGAAUAGGAGCUGGUUUUGUUCCUGUUGUUCUUAAUGUGGAUCUAAUCGAUGAAACUAUCCAAAUUUCAAGUGAUGAAGCUGUUGAGACAGCAAAGCUUCUUGCUUUGAAAGAAGGGUUGCUGGUUGGAAUUUCAUCUGGGGCUGCUGCUGCUGCUGCUAUCAAACUUGCACAGAGACCAGAAAAUGAGGGAAAGCUGAUUGUUGUUGUUUUCCCAAGUUUCGGAGAACGCUAUCUUUCCUCUGUGCUUUUCGAGUCAAUCAAGAAAGAAGCUGAAUCCAUGACCUUUGAGCCCUGAGAAAUAUAUUUGAUUGUUUUUGCGUCGAUCCCCGUCUUGUAAACCUUCAUUAUCUCUGUCUUGAUAAAUGUUUGAUUUCAAAGUGUGGUAAUAGUGGUUUUAUGUUUGGAGAGCCUGCUCUAGGACUGUAUCUCAUUGGCACAUACCGAUAUGUUAGCUAUUGUUGAAUGGAUAUGAUUUUUAUGGGGAGAUUAUUUACAAAA
Molecule: messenger RNA, 1358 nt
Organism: Musa acuminata AAA Group (dessert banana)
Lineage: Eukaryota; Viridiplantae; Streptophyta; Magnoliopsida; Zingiberales; Musaceae
Product: cysteine synthase-like
Exons: 11
Coding region: 181-1155 (324 amino acids)
Cellular component (GO): cytoplasm
Molecular function (GO): cysteine synthase activity
Source: RefSeq, a predicted model, not a curated record